AUGGACUCCAAGAGCCUCGCGGAGCAAGAAAAGGAUAUCAAGGAUCUACUGCGUCGCGCAGAACGCACUCCGGUCAAGACAUCUGCUCUGCGCAAGGAUACCCUCAAACGUCUCAUUGACCUUGCGCACUCUCCCCACCCCUCGCUGAAGGUCAUCGCCGCCACCAAUGUAAAGCUCUUCAUCAGAGACUUCCCGGAACUCGAAGACGACGCGAUCAACGCCGUCUACGACCUUUGUGAAGACCCGGUCUCAAGUGUUCGCAUCAAAGGAUACGCUGCCAUAGUCGAUGUGUCCCGGGAGCAGCAGAAAUGGGUGAAAAGGAAUGCGGACGUAUUGGUGCAACUUCUACAAAGUGAUGAGCCAGAAGAAGUCACGUUCGUCAAGCGUGCUUUAACGCAGCAUCUUGACAUGGAUCCUACUAUCACGCUUGGCGUAAUUUGCGACCAGAUCGUACCACCGGACGAGCCACUGGACGAGGAAGAGCAAGCGAUACGGGACAGGCUGCGGUCGCUUGUUCUAGCGUUCUUAGCUGGCGAAGCGAAGCGAUCGCUUGUUGAACGUCAUGCGAGCACUGCCGGUAGUCCUGCAGAACAAGUCCUUGUAAACAGCCUGUUCAAGGCCAUCAUAAAGCUGCCCCCCGGUGAACUGGACGUGAUCGUCAAGGACAUCAUGGCGUCUCUUCCCUCGUUCAAGCCGCCCUCCUCCCGCGGGAAAGAACUGCUGGAUCUCCUGCUAGGGCAAGCUCGCGCUAUGCUUAAGUCCGACCUUCCAUCUGGUGGCGAGAGCGGCUCACUCCACAACGUGCGCUACUACUUGGACUUGGCUUCUUUCAUCACUAUCGAGAACCGGCUAUCCACCCCUUCGCACCUGCUCCGUUUCUAUUAUUCAAACCUCACGCCAAAGCUUGUACUUGGUCGUCUUGCAGAAGACGAUCAAGCCUAUGUCAUCCGGAGGGUCGCGGAAACCUUUGCUGUCUAUGAUGAGAUGGGGCAGGUCGGGAACGGCCCGGACUUUGUAGACGAUGGGGCUCUGCGGAAACAGUUCCUUGAUAUCUGCUCAGUGUUGUUGCAGGUGUUCGCCGAUAUGGAAUCGGAGGACGAGAGGCCAUGGGCAGCCUGCCAUACUCUACUUCAGGGGAUCGUUCGCGUAAGGUCACCCCUCAUCUGGAGAUGA
Molecule: messenger RNA, 1173 nt
Organism: Trametes versicolor FP-101664 SS1
Lineage: Eukaryota; Fungi; Basidiomycota; Agaricomycetes; Polyporales; Polyporaceae
Exons: 7
Coding region: 1-1173 (390 amino acids)
Biological process (GO): negative regulation of apoptotic process
Cellular component (GO): nucleus
Molecular function (GO): RNA binding
Source: RefSeq, a predicted model, not a curated record